Messenger RNA from Marchantia polymorpha subsp. ruderalis, 4575 nucleotides. The record is from the annotation of a GenBank genome assembly. Lineage: Eukaryota; Viridiplantae; Streptophyta; Marchantiopsida; Marchantiales; Marchantiaceae.
CGCUUCUUCCCUGCUGUUUCUUUCUUCGCUCCGCUUUUCCUGUUUGGUCUGCUCUCCAUCUUUCUUUCCCCGUCCCCUCGAGGCCUCUCCUGCCUCGAGGUGUGAGGUCACACCUCCACGCGAGCUUGUCUUGUUCCUGUGUAAGUAAAACUUGCUGUCGUGGGUGGGGUCUGUGUCUAUCCCCGUUCUUUCUUCUAGCACCCUCCCCUCUCCCCUUGCUUCGUCCAUGCUCCGGGGCUGCGACAUUGUUUUUCAUAGUCUUCUGUCUCUUUCUCUCUACCCUGAGCAGCUGAGGCUGUGAAAUACUUCGGCUGGUUCAUUCUCUCUAGCAUCAACAGGGCGCACGUGCCGUCGUUGCCUUGGGACGAACGAGUGCAGCUCAAGGUAGUGGAGUGUUGAUUAAAAAAUCUGCGGGACUGGAUUGAUUCGAGCUCUCUAGCUCUGUACUUCAUGUCACAAGAGGGACCGCACAGAGUGGGGUCGAAUUGUUGUGAUCUAGUCCCGAAACUAGCUGUGAAUAUCAUUUGCUUGCGGACUGCCGCAGCUUGCUCCAGUGCAGGCUGGACGCGGGAGAUUCUGUCCUGCCGAAAGAAAUUGGUGCGUCUGUGAGGAUAGCAACAAUCUCGCGCGGGCGGAAUUGCACUAGAUUGUGAUUGGUUGAUCCAUAAAACAAUCGAUUGUUUCAUUCAUAACGACAGUGUGUCGUUGUACAUUGGAAAAGUUUGUUUGCCCAGCUCAGAGUCGGCCUGUCGUAGUGAAUAGUCUGCGUCCUGAUUCGCCUUCUGCCAGUUACUGAGCCGAGUCGACUAUAGCUAGCAGCAGCAGCAGCAGCAGUUCUUCGUCCUCCUCGAAAUGCUCCGGUCUUGGUGCAUGCGCUCCCUGCGCCAGAGAGAGAGGGAGAGAGCGAGCGUGUGAGUCCCUACGAGGAGCUUGUGCUUCCGCAGCAUUGGUUGCUCCGUCUCGAAGGGCACGCGAGGAAAGGAAGGAAGUAGUGAGCGCAGCACAGCAAUGGACCUCUAACCUGACCGUCUGACAGACACACAGAGAAGACCUCGUUCGCUGGUGCGGAAAGUGAGCUAGCGCAUGAUAGAUAGGGAGAGAGCUGGAGUCUGCAGAAGCAAAUCCUGACUGGACGCAGCGAGGGGUGAUUGGUUGAUUGAGCUUCUGAAUCAACGGGAACAUGGGGAUGGCGAUGGACCCGUUGGGACAGCAACAACUAUCAUCAAGAGCAGGAGGAGGAGCAAAUGCAGGUUCCUUCGGAGGAGCGAGCAGCAGCAGCAGCAGCUAUGGGCCUGGGCAGCCGUCACCAAGAGGAGGAAACUCAGGUGGACAACAACAGCAUCAUCAUCUCACGACUAUUAGUCCACCGCGUAGGCAGCUGAAGGAUCUGCUUAGAGAAUCCAUGGACAAGGAUGCGGCCGAGAGGAACGAGGAUGGAAGAAACGGGGACGCGGGGCUCGUGAUCGAAAGGGAUGAUAGGGACGAUCAUGUAGUGGUCGAGGUCAUGGUGGAGCACGGCUCGGGAACGGUACAAUUGAAAAGUAUAACGCAGCCUGGCGGCGGCGGUAGCGCUGCGGACAGAUCAUUUAUUGUAGAUAGCUUAGAAAGACGAAAUUCGAUGAACUCUAGGGAAGCGGCGGACGCGAAGCGCGUCUCGAGGAAUGGUAGUUCUGGAGCUAGAGUUACGCCCCUGGCCUUCUCCCCGGAAAGGACCGAUGGCGAUCUUCCUCCUCGCUCGUCGUCUCGAACGUCGCAGACGUCCAGAAGGGGAGGCAUUCCCAUCUCAGGUCCCAUCUCGGGGCCUCUUUCAGGCCCAAUCUCGGGCCAAAUUGACAGGACUGCAUCUGGCGCCAAGAACGCCCUCGAAGGUCUCAGGAACAUUCACAGGGCCACCGGCGACAGUGACCAGGAGGUUCUGUGGCUCGCUGUCGACGAGCGCUUUAAGCAGCUCACCGCCAAGACGGAAAAUCUCCUCCUUCGAAAGGAUUUCGCUGAAUGUAUAGGAAUGAAGGGGUCGGAGGAGUUUGCCGAGGAGCUGUUGAAUGCCCUCACUCGAAGGAAAGGUGUCCAACAUCAGGUCGAGGUGAUAUCGAGGAGUGAGCUUCAGGAAUACUGGCGGAGGAUUACUAACAAAACCUUCGAUGCCCGCAUGGAACUCUUUUUCGACUUGUGUGAUAAGGAUCUUGAUGGUCGUAUAUUUCCCAACGAAGUUAUGGAGAUGAUCCUGCUGAGCGCUGCCGCGAACAAGUUGUCCAUUCUGACAGAACAGGCGGAGGAAUACGCUGCACUCAUCAUGGAAGAACUCGAUCGCCACCACAAUGGCUACAUUGAGUUGUCUGAGCUGGAAAAGUUAAUGCGCGCCCCGACAGUGCACAAGUAUGGAGGGACUUUCGAAGGCCACAGUCAGCAGCUGAGCCCUCCGAGGCGCAGAAGCAGGUGGCAGCACUACUCCAGGAAGUACAAGCUGUACCUUCACGACUACUGGGUCCGCAUCUGGCUGUUUCUAAUAUGGGCGGGAGCGUGCCUCGGCCUCUUCUGCUGGAAGUUCCAUCAGUACCGGCACCGAGAGGCGUUCGAAGUGAUGGGAUACUGCGUCUGCGUUGCCAAGGGCGCCGCCGAAACCCUCAAACUCAAUAUGGCUCUGAUUCUCCUCCCGGUCUGCCGAAAUACGAUCACUUACCUUCGAUCCACGUGCAUGGGGGCCGUCAUCCCGUUCGACGACAACAUCAAAUUUCACAAGCUUGUUGCAGCUGGUAUUGCGGGUGGGGUGAUAGUUCACGCAACCACUCAUCUGGCAUGUGAUUUCCCGAAGAUGGUAUCGAACAGCGACAAUCCGUACAUGGUGUACAUAUCCCGCGAGCAUUUCAACGGGAAGGUGCCGACCUACGGAGACAUAGUUGCCACCCCGACGGUGAUUACGGGAAUCAUAAUGGUGGUGAUUAUGUGUUUUGCCUUCUUCCUGGCCUCGUACUGGUGUCGCAUGUCCAUUUUGAAGCUGCCGGGGCCGUUUCGCAGGUUCACUGGCUUCAAUGCCUUCUGGUACUCGCACCAUCUGUUUGUCGUCGUAUACGUCCUUGUGAUUGUUCACGGUUAUUACCUCUUCCUCACGAGCAAGUGGAGCCAGAAGACGACCUGGAUGUACAUAAUGGUUCCUCUGACGCUGUAUUGCGGAGAACGUACUCUUCGAACAUUCCGAGCCACAACGUACAAAGUCAACACUGUGGAGGCAAACAUCUAUCCCGGAAAUGUCCUAGCUAUACAUAUGUCGAAACCGGCUGGAUUCAAGUAUCAGAGCGGGAUGUACAUAUUUCUUCAGUGUCCAUCAAUUUCGGGGUUUGAAUGGCAUCCUUUUUCAAUUACCUCCGCUCCGGGAGAUGAAUAUAUCAGCGUGCACAUGCGGAAGUUGGGUGACUGGACGACGGCCAUGCACAACCUUUUCAAGGAUGCCAUCGCUGCCAACCAGAACGAAGACUUCAGCAUCAACAGCAAGUACCCUAGGCUAUGCAUCGAUGGACCCUACGGAGCACCGGCUCAGGACUUCCGCAAGUACGACGUACUGCUGCUUGUAGGAAUGGGCAUCGGUGCCACCCCGUUUAUCAGCAUUUUGAAGAACAUGCUCAACGACAUCAAAUCCGCCGACGCUGUAAAUUCUCCUGACAACAACCCCGGGGGUUUGCAUCACGACCUGUACAGAGUCACGGACAACUCGAAUGGUGGGAGAUGGUGGGAGACACAGAGUCCCAAGAAGCCCUCGGACAGUCCUGCCCGGCAAAAGAAACGUAAGAUUCGUGUCACCACGAAUGCCUACUUCUACUGGGUGACUCGCGAACAGGGUUCGUUCGAGUGGUUCAAAGGAGUGAUGAAUGAGGUGGCUGCUAUCGAUCAGAAGGCUGUGAUCGAAAUGCACAACUACCUCACGAGUGUUUACGAAGAAGGUGAUGCGAGAUCGGCUCUCAUCACCAUGGUCCAGGCCCUCCACCACGCCAAGAGUGGUGUCGAUAUUCUGUCCGGCACGAGGGCUCGAACUCACUUCGCGCGGCCGAACUGGUCAGCGGUGUUCCAAAGGCUCGCAAGAACUCACGAGAAAGCCAGAAUAGGUGUCUUCUACUGCGGAGCGCCGGGGCUGGCCAAGGAGUUGGAUGAGUUGUCGAGGACGUGGUCGCAGCAAACGACCGCGAGGUUCGAGUUUCACAAGGAGAAUUUCUAGCGAGCGUGCAGCGAGGAAUGGCGAAGGCGCACACCCGGAUUUGCAUGCCCUGGUGAAGCGAGAGGCGCCAUAUAUAGAAACAUCACAUCAUUCAUUGUGCCGUGUAAAAAAAUUCUCAUCUCCCCACAAUUUUUUAGAUGGUAAGAGCGUAGAUUAACGUUAGAACUUGCCGCCCUUUACUAUCGAUAAUUGUCAAUAUGCAGAGUGUAGGUAGAUAUCAAACCAGCUUUUCUCACUGGAAAAUUACACUUUGAGCUGCCGGCUUUAUUAAAAUACAGGUCGUGCGCUGUUUACAAACUAAUGUCAGGGAUCACACAGUAAUUGCAAUAACAGGCUGUGUCAAGCAAGGCGUGAGCCUCCUACUUGCC